AUGUAUACACACGCCGCGGUAGCCGCCGCCGUGAGACAUCAACAAGUCGGGCGGCACAAGCGCGCACGCGGCGGUGAAAACGCGGGUCACCAUGGUGACCGCGGUGGACGGGCGGACGGUGGAGGGCGGGCGACAUCAUUCGCGUACGGGCGGCACGUCGCGUCAGUCGUCGUGUACGUGUACGCGCGCGUGUUUGCCGCUCUACAAACUGCACCGGACCGGUGGUGCGCGCGUGUUGUUGUGUGCGCGUCAAUCGUAUACUGCAUACACACACGCAGUAUAAUAUACGUGUGUAGGUACACCGAACAACCGCCACCCCUAUCACCAACACCACCCCAAUCACCACUACCCUCUAAUUCACUCCUCACACGCCGUCAUCACCACCACCGCCACCGCCACCGACGCCGACUCUCUACCACUUCCCGCGACGACCGCGGUUUCCGCAACCGAAUCGCCGCCGCACCACCUGAUGGAUCCGCGCCGGACCGUGUAACUGCCGUGGUGCGACACACGGCGACCGCGACGACACCGACACCGCGCCGCUCGCGCAUCGCUUGUUUCGCCGACACGACCGGCACCUACGACAUUAUCGUCGCUGUCGCCGUCGUCGUUGUCGCCGUCGUCCUCGUCGUCAUAUACCGCGACGGGCGACGACCGCGGUCGCAGCGUCCCGUCCGAAUAUCUUCUUCUGGUUUGCGGUUGUCCCACUGCAGGAUAUAUCGCUUUAAAACAGUACAGGACUGCGAGUCCAUCGCCAUGUUGCGCUUCGAAGCAUGUAUGUCAUCUUCCCGGCGGACGAAGUCGUACAGCUGUCAUUCGGUCGACCCGCAACACGUCAGCGUCAACAGCAGCGGUCCGGUCAACGUUGCUAUUGCGACCAACACCGUACUGUCCCAGUCGUGGAUGGCGGUAACAAACUCUUAA
Macrosiphum euphorbiae (potato aphid) is the source of this 924-nucleotide messenger RNA. Lineage: Eukaryota; Metazoa; Arthropoda; Insecta; Hemiptera; Aphididae. The record is from the annotation of a GenBank genome assembly.